AUGAAGAAUAGAGAACGGUCUCUGGCGCAGUUGGCUGGGACAUGGAAUUCGAUAUUUUAUAUUAAGUAUCAGGUGCAUCCAAGGUGCCGUCCAGAAGAGAUAGGAUCAGAUAGAGCUACUUUUUCUGUUAAUCGUAAAAACGAUGCGAUUACAAAUUAUUUGAAUGGUCGAUAUAUAUGUACUUCUGAAGCGUUUUGGAGAAUUUUCAAUUUUGAAAUCCAUGAUAGAGAUCCGACAGUUCAGCACUUGGCUGUUCAUCUAGAAAAUGGACAGCGUGUUUUCUUUAAUGCUAAUAAUCUUCAUCAAGUUAUUGAAAAUCCAAGAAAAACGACACUAACUGCAUUUUUUGAACUGUGUUCACAUGAUAAUUUUGCGAAAACACUGUUCUAUCAUGAAGUUCCUUCUUAUUACACCUGGGAUAAUAGCAGAGGCUGGUUAAAGAGAAGACGGGGAAAAGAUGUUCCAGGUUGGCCAGGAAUAAAAAUGGACACUGCCAUUGGUAGAAUUUACACGAUUCACCCAAAUCAAAGUGAGUGCUUCCAUUUAAGAUUGUUACUAAAUUAUGUACAAGGUCCUACUUCAUUUGAAAGCUUGAAGGCCUUUGAUGGAGUCAUUCACGCGACUUUUAAAGCUACCUGUUUUGCUCUUGGGCUUUUAGAAAAUGACGAGCAAUGGAAAAAUACUCUAGCGGAGGCAACUCUUUCAGAAAGUCCUUCAAAAUUAAGAGAAUUAUUCGCAAUAAUCAUAGUUUUCUGCCAACCGUCUGAACCUCAAUCUUUGUGGGAACAGUUCAGAAAUGAUUUUUGUGAAGAUAUUCUUCAUACAGAGCGCACUCGAUUAAAUGACUUGCAAUUUACUUUUUCUGAUGAAAUAUUUAAUAGAGGUUUGAUUGAAAUAGAAGAUAAAGUUGUUUGUCUGUCUGAAAAAUAUUUAACUGAAUUUGGAAUGAACUCACCUGUUCGAAAUGAAAAUGCAUCUGAUCCUUUUGAAUUCUCAAUUUUGCGUUCUUACGAUAAUAACCGAUUACAAGAAUUUGUAGAAAUCAAUUUACCAAAAUUAGUAAAUGAUCAAAAAUAUGCUUUUAAUGUUAUUACAGAAAGCGUAAUAGCAUCCUCAGGUAAAGUUGCAUUAGCAGUAGCUUCAUCUGGUAUAGCAGCAACUCUCCUUAGUGGCGGCAGAACUGCUCACUCGACUUUCAAGUUACCGUUAAAUGUAUUAUUUGAUACAGAAUACGUUUGUCCGAUUCGUAAAAAUGGCCCUCUUGGAAAAAUUCUUCAAGAAACCUCAUUCGUUGAGUGGGAUGAGUGUACAAUGAGUCACAGAUCACAUAUCGAAGCAAUUGAUCGAACAAUAAAAGAUCUUAGGUGUAAUAAUAAGUUUAUGGGUGGCAUAACAUUUGUUUUCGCUGGUGAUUUCCGUCAAACCUUACCAGUAAUCCCUAAAGGUACUCGAGCUGAUGUCAUUAAUGCUUGCUUAAAAUCUUCCCCUAUAUGGAACUAUGUUGAAAAACUUUAUUUGCGAACAAACAUGAGAGUUUAUUUAUGCGGAGGGGACGAUAUUUUUCCAGCACAGUUGUUGAAAAUUGGAAAUGGAACUUUAGAAAAUGAAAAUGGUUACAUUUCUGUCGAUCACACAAUUGGACGGGUGGUCAAUAACGUGGAAGAGUUGAUUUCUACAGUUUAUCCUGACAUUUUUAAUCUGUCCAAUAAAUCUUAUCAGUGGUUAUGUGAAAGAGCUAUUAUCUCUCCAAGAAAUGUAACAGCAGAAGAAAUUAAUGAUAUCAUCCUUCUAAAAUUCGAUGGACACUCACGUGAAUGUCUAUCUAUUGAUACAGUUACAUCAACAGAUGAUGCUAUUCAUUAUCCACAAGAAUUUCUUAAUUCUCUUUCUCCUUCGGGAUUUCCUCCUCAUAAACUAAAAUUAAAAAUUGGUGCUCCAAUAACAUUAUUACGUAAUCUUCAACCACCGAACUUAUGUAACGAUACACAAUUACAAAUAAAAUCGUUGCGAAAUAAUAUUAUAGAAGCCGUAAUUCUUACAGGGCCAGCGAAAGGAGAAAUUGCAUUUAUUCCAAGAAUUCCCAUGAUUCCCUCUGACUUGCCGUUUUCUUUCAAACGGCUUCAAUUCCCGGUUAAAGUUUCUUUUGCGAUUACCAUAAACAAAGCACAAGGUCAAACAUUCAAUUCAACCAGCACUUCAUCAGGAGUAAUUGAAUCAUUUUUGUUGAUCGAGAGCAUAGCUAGACCAUUAAGAGUUCCACUAGAGGAACUUAUAACUGUUUGA
Molecule: messenger RNA, 2283 nt
Organism: Metopolophium dirhodum (rose-grain aphid)
Lineage: Eukaryota; Metazoa; Arthropoda; Insecta; Hemiptera; Aphididae
Exons: 4
Coding region: 1-2283 (760 amino acids)
Biological process (GO): DNA repair; telomere maintenance
Molecular function (GO): DNA helicase activity
Source: RefSeq, a predicted model, not a curated record